UAUGCCACCGGCGGAAGAUUCAUCUUAUAAAACUUGUGCUUUUAUAAAAGAAGGAAAAUUGCGAGCUGAUGAUUGUUCGAAAAAUUUGAAGGCGCUAUGUUAUUUAGAUGAUUUAUAUACAACUAAAGCUACUGUUGGUAAAUAUUCUGACAGUUCUUUUUCCUUAAUGGCUCCUUUACUAGGUAUUGCUAUUGGCGUAACUUGUUUCGUUCUUAUCGUGCUGAUCAUAGUUGGCUAUAAAAAGAGAAAACGGGAGAAGAAAGCUAUAGAACAGCCAGAGGAAAACAAGGAAGAUAUAAAUUCUGAAGAUCACUUUUCGCAUGGCACUGUUUUUGAUUCAACUGACUAUGGAAUAAACAGCGAAGCUCGCACACCAAAAGACAGCUGGAGAUGGAAAGGAGUUGAUCACGUAGAUUUCAAAAUGUGA
This is a messenger RNA of Dimorphilus gyrociliatus, 427 nucleotides long. The record is from the annotation of a GenBank genome assembly. NCBI's taxonomy places the organism in Eukaryota, Metazoa, Annelida, Polychaeta, Dinophilidae.